Cladophialophora bantiana CBS 173.52 is the source of this 1968-nucleotide messenger RNA. RefSeq lists its product as uncharacterized. The record is from RefSeq and is a predicted model, not a curated record. The transcript has 3 exons. Lineage: Eukaryota; Fungi; Ascomycota; Eurotiomycetes; Chaetothyriales; Herpotrichiellaceae. Bases 1 to 1968 code for a protein of 655 amino acids.
AUGCACAUAUCUCCGAAGCAAGUCAAGUUCCAACAUGCAGACUCGGAGACUCAAUCAAGCCAUGGUGGUACCACAGACUCCGGCUAUUGGAGCGAGCAUCGUGGUCCUGGGCCGGUUGAUUUUCAGAUCCAGAUGACGGAGGAGGCAAUGGAUUUGGACCGAUACUUCAACGCAAUCCAGAAAAAGCAAUCUAGUGACCUAACAUUAGAAACAGGUGCAGGCUUUCGGGAGCAGAAUGAGAUCCACCCAUUACCCAUUACAAAACGUUUACCUGUCAAGAAUCCCCUCAACAUAAUUAGCGAGGAUAUCCUGGGACUAAAUUCUGCACACGAAGCUUCUACUAGGGGUUUGCUCAAACUAGAAGCCGAGAAUCAUCGUCCCACCUACCAAGUUGGCCUUGUACCUAAAUCGCAUGAGCUUACGAUCUCAUCGCCUUUGAAGUCGGGGGAAUCUCCCCUGCUCCCGAUCUCCACGGAGCCCGAAAUCGACUCGGAGCAGGAGACAUCCGAGGAUGAAUCUUGCGCCUCAGACGACAGCUACGAGACCUGCGAGCAUCACGAAGGGGUUAUUCGGACGAUCCUUGCCGGGGUAGAGAGAGAAAUUCUUCCAAUAUUCGCAAGGUGGCUUCGUACGGGAGAGUUGGAUGUGAAUGGAUUACUCCGCACAAGAUCCAUUGAAACUUCUUCCACAUCAACUGGCAAUAGAUCUUCUUCCGAUGACGCUCGCAGCUCCACCACAGGAUCGACUUCUCAGGGUGAUUCGAACAAGCUGAAGAGGAAAAGAGGUGACCAAGAAGAUGACCAUCGAAACAAUGGCGGAUUCAGGAGAAAUGACAUACCCGAGCAGCCGAAGUCAUCCAAAAGAUCCAAUCGAAAAUUAGCAUGUCAAUUCCACAAACUAUAUCCCGGAAAAUACAGGAGGGGUUCGGCGAAUGGACUCAAGUACAAAACAUGUACGAAUGGUUUCUCGGACACAAAGAGUCUGUCGUACCACUUGCGAACUAUUCACUGUGGACCAAAGUACUUCUGUAAACAUUGUUCCGAACAGUUCGUCGACGAGGCCACUUUAGACAAACAUGCGAAAAUGCCACAGCCAUGUAAGGUACACGUCGAUCCAGAAUUCGCGGAAGAACGUUACAUCAUGACUGAGGAGCGUCGCAAGGCCUACGAGAAGAAAGCACCUUUGACGCCGCAAGAGGUCCGCUGGUUCCAAGUGUGGGACAUUCUGUUUCCAAGCGAAAGUCGGCCAGAAUCUCCUUACCAACAUUUUGACUCUGUUGAACAAGCCAUCAUUCAGACUGCUGAUGAUAUUAUUCCCGAUCAAGUCGAGUACCAGGUUCGCUACUUUCCUGGCUUGGACCGAGCAGACGCGGAGCGCAUUACCCGACGCGUGUUGGACAAUUUCCGGACUCUUCUCUGGGAACGAUUGGAUGUAAAUGGACUGGCCCAAAACACCAUUGUGGCUCCGGCUGAAGUUGGCAACGACGUCGGUCGUGCUAGUAAUCAGGGACCAUUUUCAACCGCUCCCCAACCCAAUGUGCAUCCGAAUACGACCAACGACGCCGCCACCCAAGGGGACCUUGUUAAUGCUGCCAACAUUGGUUGUGGUGGUAACAGUGACACGGAACAUGCAAUCUCUGCGAAACUACUCCAUGAGGCUCACAACGGCAAUGCGCCUACAGAUCAUGGAGUUUCCCAGGAUCUCAACCACACUGAGACUCCCAAUCCCACAGCUGUAAACUUGAACUGGCUGAUCAACCCCCAACUAGUGCGCACUGUCCAUUGCGGUGUCCUUGAGAACGUCACCGCACCCGAACAGCCUUACCUACAGGUACAGUACGGCUUAGAUACAACGCGAUCACCCAGAGAUUUGGAAACGAUCAGGGGCAUGGAUUGGUCCGCCCUGCUCGCAGAGGUGGACCCAUCUACUUUUGGGGUGAUGGAUUGCGCGAAAGUCCUGCAGAGCUGA